GGGCAGAAGAGCGCGCGGGGAAGGGGGGCGGGGGGACGGCAGGGGCGCGCGAGGACGCGGUCGGCCUAGCGGGGCGGGGCGGCCGCGGGUCGCGGGCCGAUGACGCGCGGCGGCCGGCGGAGGAGUUGCCACUUCCUGGAGGCGCCGGCCGGGGCCGCUCUCUGCACUUAGAUUCGGAGCCGGGAGCCCGCGGCCACCGCCAUGUCCCAUCAGACCGGCAUCCAAGCAAGUGAAGAUGUUAAAGAUAUCUUUGCAAGAGCAAGAAAUGGAAAAUACAGACUUCUAAAAAUAUCUAUUGAAAAUGAGAAACUUGUGAUUGGCUCAUGUAGUCAGCCUUCAGAUUCCUGGGAUAAGGAUUAUGAUACCUUUGUUUUACCCCUAUUGGAGGACAAACAACCGUGCUAUAUAUUAUUCAGGUUAGAUUCUCAGAAUGCCCAGGGAUAUGAAUGGAUAUUCAUUGCUUGGUCUCCAGAUCAUUCUCAUGUUCGUCAAAAAAUGCUAUAUGCAGCAACAAGAGCAACUCUGAAAAAGGAGUUUGGAGGUGGCCAUAUUAAAGAUGAAGUAUUUGGAACAGUAAAGGAAGAUGUAUCAUUACAUGGAUAUAAAAAAUACUUGCUUUCACAGUCAUCUCCUGCCCCAUUGACUGCAGCUGAGGAAGAAUUACGACAAAUUAAAAUUAAUGAGGUACAAACAGACGUGGGUGUGGACACUAAGCAUCAAACACUACAAGGAGUAGCAUUUCCUAUUUCUCGAGAAGCUUUCCAGGCUUUGGAAAAAUUAAGUAACAGACAGCUCAACUAUGUGCAAUUGGAAAUAGACAUAAAAAAUGAAAUUAUAAUUUUGGCCAGUACGACAAAUACAGAACUAAAAGAUUUGCCAAAGAGGAUUCCCAAGGAUUCAGCACGUUACCAUUUCUUUCUGUAUAAACAUUCCCAUGAAGGAGACUAUUUGGAGUCCAUAGUUUUUAUUUAUUCAAUGCCUGGAUACACAUGCAGUAUAAGAGAACGGAUGCUGUAUUCUAGCUGCAAGAGCCCUCUGUUAGAAAUUGUAGAAAGACAAUUACAAAUGGAUGUCAUUAGAAAGAUCGAGAUAGACAAUGGGGAUGAGUUGACGGCAGACUUCCUUUAUGAAGAAGUACACCCAAAGCAGCAUGCACAUAAGCAAAGUUUUGCAAAACCCAAAGGUCCUGCAGGAAAAAGAGGAAUUCGAAGACUUAUUAGGGGUCCAGCUGAAAGUGAAGCCACUGCUGAUUAAAAUCAUUAUAUUAAACAUUAGAAUACUAGUUUUUUUAAAGUCCAGCUUUUAGUACAGGAGAACUGAAAUCAUUCCACGUUGACACAUAGUAGGGAAAAAAAUGUACUUUUUGAAAAAUAGCACUUUUCACUUCUGUGUGUUUUUAAAAUUAAGGUUAUAGAAGACUCAUGAUUUCUAUUUUUGAGUUAAAGGUAGAAGAGGGUUUGUUAUAGUGAUGUUUAAUUUGAUUACACUGUUUUCACAGAGUAAUAACGAUUCCAUGCUUUCACAUAAUUCUUAAAAUUUUAUACACUUGGGCCAACUCCAGAAAGUCUAAUGUCUCAAAGUAAGAUACACUCCUUACUACUCUUUAGUGAGACAUCAAAUUUUUUCUGUAAGGAAGAAAGACCUUAAAAUAUUCAUACUACUUAUGAAUAUGUUAAGGACCAGGUUAGAUUAUUUUCUAAACUGAGGAUUUAGUGUGCCUGGGUAAAGGUGGAAAGUUGCUGACUCUGAGAAGCAACGCUUAACUCAGCCUGUGGGGUCACGUCUGCAACUUGCAGAAACACUGUUUCAUGGCAGCAGUCUUUUCUAUUUGACUUUUUUGGUUUUUAAAUGGCAUUAAAGUUUCAGAAGAUCAGUUCACUCUGAAACCUUAAGGGUACCAGAUAUUUUCUAUACUGCAGGAUUUCUGAUGACGUUGGAAGACCUAUUUGAACAGCUUUAGUAAAUUCUCUCUCUAAUGCUUUACAAAAUUUCCUUUUCAAAAGUAAGUCAUUUCCUUAUAUAGUGUGAGGCCAAAUAUUUAUGUUUAGAUUGAAUGUUAAUAUCCUUAAAAAAACAAAAGUCAACAAUGUUGAAAGAGUUUUAAACAUCAAGAUUGAUUUUUCUCCAGAACCACAUAUUUAUAGGCAAAUUGUGUUCUUUAUUACUUUUAAGCAUACUCAGAUUUAAUAAAAUUGUUGGAAAGUCCUAGUACUUAACAGCCUAACACAAAUUAAACACUUAAGAAUCUGGUUUCAAUUUAUAUCUUAUUUCAAAACACAUUUAACUGUUUUCAAAGCUUUGCAUUUCAGCUACAACCUACAGAAAUUUAGAAAUUUUGAGCCUUUUGUUUUUUUUUUUUUUUUGAUACUUGAAAUAAGGAAGGAGUUAGAUAGAACACUUCGUCAUGUUAAAUCUGAUAAACCUGCUGCAAGAGCCAUAACUGGGAGGAGUUUUCUAGAUGAACGAUGGGGAUCCAGGAUUUCGAAUUUCUUGAUCUAAACUUUAUGCUGCGUAAAACAUUAGAAAUGCACAUUUCAUAGUAUAAAAUAUGAAACACAUUUUUAUACCUUAUUAUCUAAGGUACUAUAUGCACCUUUCAAAAAUUCCAUGUGUGUUCAAGUAAAGCAUAUUAGAAUAAUUAUGGGUUGACAGGAUUUUUUUCUAGAGUUAAGAGUAUUUGUGUGGGGUUUUGUUUGUUUACAGAUAAUCAGACUGUAAUAUUUAAACAUGCAAAAUAAUUGGCAGUAAUGUUGCACUUGUUUUCUAAAGAUACACUUUAAGUUGUUUCAUGGGUGCCCACGUAGACACACACAUACACAAAUUACUGCAUUGAGAAUCCUAGAGUUGUGUUGCAGGCCAUAGCUGAAGCUGUAUUUUCAAUCAGAAAGAACAUUAAGCCUGUAAUGAAGGUAUAAAAUAAUUUGGUAGUGAAUGUUUUUUUGUACCAUUCAUGUGCAAUUACAGUCUAAAUUUUACACUACAUGAAAGUAAAUGGACAUUCCAGAAUAUAGAUGUGAGUAUAUAGUCUUUAAUUAUUAUUAAACCAAGAUUGCUGAAAAUCAGUGAUGCAUUUGUUAUAGAGUAUAACUCAGUGUUUACAAUAUGUUUUAGGUGACAUCAUAACAAUCAAAGGUGAAUAAAAUAUUCCCAGUAAAUUUAUAUAGCAGUAAAGAAUUACAUGCCUUCUGUGGACAUUUUAUAAGUGCAUUUUAUAUUGCAAUAAAAUUUUUUUCUCUUUA
Leopardus geoffroyi (Geoffroy's cat) is the source of this 3239-nucleotide messenger RNA. RefSeq names its product twinfilin actin binding protein 1 (gene TWF1). Gene Ontology annotation, biological process: positive regulation of neuron projection development; barbed-end actin filament capping; actin filament depolymerization. NCBI's taxonomy places the organism in Eukaryota, Metazoa, Chordata, Mammalia, Carnivora, Felidae. The transcript is spliced from 9 exons. Gene Ontology annotation, molecular function: actin filament binding; actin monomer binding. Gene Ontology annotation, cellular component: actin filament; cytoplasm; myofibril. The record is from RefSeq and is a predicted model, not a curated record. Bases 202 to 1254 code for a protein of 350 amino acids.